This is a messenger RNA of Microstroma glucosiphilum, 814 nucleotides long. RefSeq lists its product as hypothetical. Lineage: Eukaryota; Fungi; Basidiomycota; Exobasidiomycetes; Microstromatales; Microstromataceae. The transcript has a single exon. The record is from RefSeq and is a predicted model, not a curated record. The coding region runs from base 71 to 814 and encodes 247 amino acids.
UUGUUGCACAUAGCUCGUCAUAUCUCGCUCCACUCCCCUCAGCAGUACUGGAUCCACGCACUAUUUGUUCAUGAGAGUUCUACCUUCUCAUUGGCUGUUGUGGGGUCCUUUGGCGGCUGUCGUUUCUCUUGCAUCAUCAGGCACACAUGCCUUUUCCAUUUCACAUGACAGUAGCGUCGGAACUGCCACGAGCCACGGGACGCAUCCUCCGUACAGUAUCGACCGUGCUCUGCAAACCCGUCCCCAUCUCUUCCUCGACACUACUCAGCUCAGCGCACUGCCACUGGAAAGCAGAGGCCUGGAGGAGCCCACCUUUUACGAAAGCAAGAACGAGGCAAAGUCAAGGCGUGGUAAGGAGACCAAGGACAGCGGCAAAGGCAAAGCUCCCAUCGAUCGCGAGGGCAAGAGGGCGGCUCGUCUUGAGCGCAAGCGCAAAGGGUACGACGCUGACAGCGAGGCUUCUGGAGAUACCUCGGUUUCGUCCCCCGUCUCACCGCAGCUUGGUCAGAUGGCUCGCUACUACUUCGGCGGCAGCGGAACAGCUCCCCUCAGCAGUCCAAGCAAGAUUGUGCAGCACGCGGAUGGUCACAAAGCCCGGAAACUACAUCGUGAAGAGGGCUACACCGCUGACGCAGAAUCGAAGUACAGUGAUGGUGACUCGCCAUCCAGUCCUAUCAGUCGCAAGAAGAAGGACAAAUGGAUGAAUGACUUUGCACACGCGCCUCAUAGACCCAGCAAGACUCUCAGGUUAGGCAGUAAGCUCGCGCGACCUUUGUCACCUUCGUGGCGAGAGAUUGGACAACCGUUUGGAUAG